CGCACGUUCGAACGUAUUUGGCGCGAACUACGGACAGAUGGUUGCGUGAGGACACUCGUUACAUAUUUUACAAUGCAUUUACUAAGCCAUGUCCGUGGUGACUAAUUUUUUCCUCGUUCGACUGAUGCGCAGUAUAACUGCCAUGCUCUAAAUUUUGAUCUGUAACUGACUACACAUUACCGAUCAUGUCUUUAUUGAGGCCCUUUUCUAAACUCCCUGAACUGAACAUGGCUAACGUACUGCUCGUGGGCAACGACGACACGUUUCAGCACGUUUUGGCCGAUGCUAUUGUUAAGCAGGAAAACAAUGUCAACGUUAACGUGCGUCUCGCCCGCACUCUGCCCCUGCCCGCCGAGAACGAAGACAGCCGCCCCCGCAUCGACCUCGUGGUCUUGAUCGUGAAUCUCCGUUCAGAACUCAGCCUUUCAUCAACAGAAACCUCUUUGAAGCACCUGGACACGGGUUUCUUCUUGGGCAAAGUCUGCUUUCUUGUAACUGGGGCUCGAUGCACAUCAGUCCCCCAUGAGCGCCUGGCGUCCCUGAGGAAGAUCGCUGUCUCCCUGCAUUGUCCCCUGCUAUUCACAGAGGAUCAGUGAACGCCAACGUGCCGUGUGAGAGGCUGAAAUCCGCCACGCAGCUGAGUGGAACAGGCACGUACCCCCUUGGCGCCAGUGCUAUCAACCGGCUGACCGACCCACAGGGCACCCAGGCAGCAUGUGGAAGGUGUGCUUGUUGACGAAACCAACCAUUGUACAUGCGGCUGCGGACAAACACUGCCGUGGCAGAAAUGGACUUCAGACCAGUCCUCUGGAAACUGGAAAGACUGGAAUCUAAGGAAAUGUUAUGAACAUUACAGUCAUGCCCAUGUGGCACAUUUUUAAGUCAGAUGCAGAUUAUGCAUGUUUAACUGUUGUGUUUUGGCUUAGGUGAAGGACAUACUGCAUACUUUCAGACUGAGUUUUUCAUUAAAUCCCAGGGUGAGCUGCAUCUUGCAUGACAAAUGCCUAGCAGAGUUGUCACAGCGAAAAAAGGUCUCCACGGUUCUCUGUGUAUUUGCUGGACAGACUGUUGACUUAGGAACCAAGGUGGCACAGCAGGUAGUGCUGGUGCCUCACAGCUUCCGGCCUCUGUGUGAAGUUUGUACAUUCUCCUCAUGUUUGAGUGAAUUUCUUCCGGGUGUUCUGAUUUCCUCUCGCAGUUGCUGCUGUUUCAGCUGACCUGUGAACCAAAGUUGCCUGCAUUGUGUGUGUAUAUCUCUCACUUGGACUGGUGUCCUGUCCAGAGUGUACCCUACUUAGCCUUGCACCCUCAAUUUCUGGAAUACGCUCCACACCGCUGUGACCUUGACUUGGAUAAGCGGUUAAGGAAAGUCAGUGAGUGUUGUUCCAAUGCA
This is a messenger RNA of Scleropages formosus (Asian bonytongue), 1393 nucleotides long. It is a transcript of the gene pane1, whose product is annotated as proliferation associated nuclear element. The record is from RefSeq and is a predicted model, not a curated record. Lineage: Eukaryota; Metazoa; Chordata; Actinopteri; Osteoglossiformes; Osteoglossidae. The transcript has 6 exons. Bases 186 to 596 code for a protein of 136 amino acids.